Cucurbita pepo subsp. pepo (vegetable marrow) is the source of this 439-nucleotide messenger RNA. Lineage: Eukaryota; Viridiplantae; Streptophyta; Magnoliopsida; Cucurbitales; Cucurbitaceae. The record is from RefSeq and is a predicted model, not a curated record.
AAAAAAAAAAUCAGUUAAUCUGCGGAUGUUUCCCCUUGACUCCCACAGAGAUGCAGACACUGUCAAUGAUGCAGUUGAAUUUGUACUCCAAAAUUUCACAGAAAUGAACAAACUUUGGGUACGAAUGCAACAUCAGGGACCUGCCCGAGAUAAGGAGAAACGGGAGAAGGAAAGGGGAGAGCUACGUGAUCUUGUUGGAAAGAAUCUGCAUAUUCUCAGUCAGGUGGAGGGUGUUGACCUUGAUAUGUACAAGGAUUUUGUACUUCCCCGAGUCUUGGAGCAGGUUGUUAAUUGUAAGGAUGAAAUUGCUCAAUUUUAUUUGAUGGAGUGCAUUAUUCAAGUAUUUCCUGAUGAGUAUCACUUACAAACCCUGGAUGUUUUGUUGAGCGCCUGCCCCCAGCUUCAGGUGGGAGCCAAUACCAUCACUUGUGUUGCUUGA